Guillardia theta CCMP2712 is the source of this 745-nucleotide messenger RNA. RefSeq lists its product as hypothetical. The transcript is spliced from 2 exons. The record is from RefSeq and is a predicted model, not a curated record. The annotation marks the transcript as partial. NCBI's taxonomy places the organism in Eukaryota, Cryptophyceae, Pyrenomonadales, Geminigeraceae.
GCGGAUGGAAAAACGGGGGAUGCGAAAUGAUACAGCUGAUGAAAAUAGAACGAUGGGAGGAGAUGCGAUAGGCGAAGAAACAUGAGCGAUGGCUAGGACUGGACAGCAGCAUCCGAGACUGGAAGAUACAUCCUUGGCACCAACAACAAAGGCUCCUCAAGAAAGGUUGAACGCGGGCAGCAACCGUUCCUAUCAAUAUGAGCAUCCAAGCAAACGCCAUGCUAUCCCUGUGCUUGUUGCUGACGGUGAGGACUGGGCUCGCGGCAGAAGGAACGUUUGUGAUAGGCAUGAUGUCUCCUGUCGUCCCUACAGGAUGGGGCGGCUUCGUCCCCCCCAACUUCCAGCGAGCAGCCACGGCCUUGAUCAUGGCGGUCCACCAUGUGAACGAGCGGAAUGAUGCAAUCGUCAAGAACGCCAAGAGCUUGCUGCCUGCCAACUUCAAGCUGCACUACAAGUUUGCCGACACUCACUUCACAACGCCUGGUGCCGUACAGGACCUGCUGCGCUGGCGGAGCGAGGAGGGGUAUUCCGGGUACACGCUGAGCUCGUGCAGUGUGAACAACGCAAGCACGUCGAGCAUGGUGCUGCAGAAGUAUGAAGCAGCUUCGAGUGAGAAGACAGCCGCCAUUAUCGGCCCGAUGCGAAGCGAAGGGUCGCAGACGAUCGCGGUGCUGGCGGGGCUGGCCAACACUCCCACGCUGAGCUUCGGAGCCACUUCGACCACGCUGAGCGACAAGAUCAGGUU